Messenger RNA from Argentina anserina (silverweed cinquefoil), 1369 nucleotides. RefSeq lists its product as uncharacterized. The record is from RefSeq and is a predicted model, not a curated record. Lineage: Eukaryota; Viridiplantae; Streptophyta; Magnoliopsida; Rosales; Rosaceae. The transcript has 2 exons. Bases 8 to 1267 code for a protein of 419 amino acids.
ACUGCGCAUGAACAUUAAAAUCUUAGGAUCCUCCAAUAACAGAAAGCAUUACAUUUUUUUCUUUCAGUUUUUAAGAAGAAUCUGCGGCAUAAUGUAUGUGACAAGGCCAUUCUCAUGGUACAAAAAGUCUCCUGCAGAUCUUUCAUUGCCUCCUCCUGAAGGUCCAAAUUCAGGUAUUCUUGUUAUUCAAGAUGAAGAACCCAAAUUCUGUUUGAAUUUGUUCAAGAGUGAUAUGAUUCAAGAUCUGCCUCUUCCUCAGAACAAAAGUCUAGAGCUUUACUAUGCACAAGGGUUUUAUCCAUCAAGAGAACUUCAUUUCUUCAAAGUUUUAUUCAUUCCAGUUCUCAAUCUGCCCCUGUCUUCCAAUCAGUACUAUGCAAUAUAUCCAUAUGGGAAGGAUAGAGGGGAAGGGUACACAAGUUCAAAAGUGGAUGAAAUAGACAUGGACCCUGCUUGUUGCUUCAGCAGCUGUCCUAAUGAUGUACUGCCGCAACGAUUUGAUCCCCAAAACAUUUACCAGCAGUAUCAGAUUGAUAUUCACAAAAAACUUGUGAACAUUUCUGGGGGCUUUGCUGCUAAGUCUAUGGCUAAAGACGGUUGUCCGCCAGAUGCAUUGUCGAGAAGAGGGUGGAAGCUCACUUGCUCAACGGCAAGUGAGUUUGAAUUAGUUGAUGCACAAGGCCUAGACACUGCUCUCCGUUCCCAACUUCCUGGUUUUGAUUUCCCAUUAAUGAAUGUGGUUGUAGGGAAGUGGUACUGUCCAUUCAUGUUUGUCAAGGAAAUGAGGCCUUUGAAAUCAAUGUAUUAUGAGAUGACACUUGAGCAGAGAUGGAAACAAAUAUUUGUGAUAGAGAGUAGUAAGGAACAUGGUAUAGGCAAUGCUGUGAAUGUGGAUGUUGUUAUGCAAAGUGAGGUGGUUGUGGUUGUGGUAGGAGGGAGGGAGAGGGAGUGUGAUGAGAAGAUAGUUGAUGAUGGGGUAAUGUGGUUCAAGAGUGUCAGCAAUUUGGGUGAAGAAACAAGAGUUGGGUUGAGCUUGGCAAUUGUGGAGAGGAUGAAGUGGGAGCAAGAAAGGGUUGGGUGGGUUGGGGGAGAUGAAGCAGGCGAUGUGAGAGUGGAGAGAGUUGAGAAAUAUGGAGGGAUGGGGCAGUGGAAAAAGUUUGCAUGUUUUGUAUUGGUAGAGAAGUUUAUGUUGAAAAGAAUGAAUGGGAGCUUGUUGAUUAACCAUGAGUUCAAGCACACUCAUAAGAUUAAGUGUAAAUGGGAAUGAAAGAUCAUGUGCUUGUCAUUUUGGAACAAUAUAUAUCUGGGAAAGUAUGUUCUGUUAUUUUUGUAUAUCUAUCAUUGAUUCAAGUUUGAAGAUUUGUGAUCA